Messenger RNA from Dermochelys coriacea (leatherback sea turtle), 2077 nucleotides. RefSeq names its product phospholipase A2 group XIIA (gene PLA2G12A). Gene Ontology annotation, molecular function: calcium ion binding; A2-type glycerophospholipase activity. Gene Ontology annotation, cellular component: extracellular region. Gene Ontology annotation, biological process: lipid catabolic process; arachidonate secretion; phospholipid metabolic process. NCBI's taxonomy places the organism in Eukaryota, Metazoa, Chordata, Testudines, Dermochelyidae. The record is from RefSeq and is a predicted model, not a curated record.
CAAGCAGCGGCAACACGCAGUUCAGGCAGGAGGAGGCGAGCCCGCCGCGCGCAGCCCGGGGCAGAGGAGCCCGCGCGUCCCCUGCAGGGGCUGGCAGGCUGUGGAGCGCGGGAGCCGGGGCACGCGCCUAAGGAGAGCCGCGCUCCGCACUCCGGCUCCCCUGCCCCAGCGCCCGCCUCCCUUCCCGGCAGGGAGAGCCCCGCCCCGCCCCGCGCCCGGCCAGGCUGGCGGAGGCGGGGCCCGGCCCGGCGGAGCGGUGGCGAAGUUGCACGGGAUGGUGGAAGUUCCGCGGCCGGGGCAAGCGCGGGAGGCCCGGGCUGCGGGCAGGUGAGGCGCGCGGGUCGUCCCCCAGGUGCGCGCGGCAUGCAGCCGGCCGCGGGGGCAUAGCGAGCCCCCCCCCCCGUCCCCGUCCCCGGCCUCGGCCUCUCUGGCGGCGGCGGCGGUCCCAGAGCCCGAGCCGCGGGACCUUCUGCGCAGCUAAUGGCCUGCGCCCUGCUGCUUCUGGCCUGUGGCUUGCUGGCUCAGUGCCAGCAGGAGCCCCAGACCCCGGACUGGAGGAUGACCCUCAAGACCAUCCGGAACGGGGUGCACAGGAUAGACAUGUACCUGAACGCGGCUCUGGACCUCCUGGGAGGAGAGGACGGCCUGUGUCUGUAUAAAUGCAGCGAUGGGUCGAAGCCUCUUCCACGUUAUGGGUAUAAGCUUUCACCGCCAAAUGGAUGCGGAUCCCCGCUAUUUGGAGUUCAUUUUGACAUUGGUAUCCCUUCAAUGACAAAGUGCUGUAAUCAACAUGACAGAUGCUAUGAUACCUGUGGGAAGAAAAAUGAUUGUGAUGAACAGUUUCAGUAUUGUCUCUCCAAGAUCUGCAGAGAAGUACAGAAAACACUAGGAAUAUCAGAGAGUGUACAGGCCUGUGAAUCAACUGUUCAGUUGUUGUUUGAUGCAGUUAUACAUUUAGGAUGUAAACCAUACCUGGAUAGCCAGAGAGCUGCAUGUAUGUGCCAAUAUGAGGACAAGACAGACCUAUAAAAGAAGACACUGAUGAAAGCUUAUGAGCUAGAACUAAGAAAAAGACAGUGUGUACGGAGAGCCAGUGUUUUGUUACAAAGCUGUUUAAUUUCAUUUUCACAAAGCAUAACAAAAAAUGGUUCAAACAUACACUAAAGUAUUUUCCUAUUUUAAAAAACUGCUUAGCCCUCCUACCUUCUGACAUACGCUUGGAGCUUGAAACUGGAAGUAGUUUCCUUCAACAUAUGCCCAUGGGCUUGAGGUAGGGUUGCUCAGAGAAUGCUACUGCAAAAACUACUGGUGUCUUUUGCUUUAAAGCAUUUAAAAAUUGGUGGUGGUGGGGAAUGAAAGGAGCAUGGGAACCGGAUAGACUUUUCAGACUUUUUUUUUAAAGUAGGUCAAGUUUUGGGUUUACUAACCUUUAAUGUUUCUAGUAUAGCUCAACAGGAAAGGAAGACUUUCUGUGUUUGAAAUAUUUUGUGGAUUCAGUAUGUAAUCUUAAAUGUCUUGCACUUCUGUGCUUUUGGUGAAAUAUCACUGUGAUGAAAUGACUUCUGUUUCUCUGCUUCAACUAUGUUACUAUGUUCUCAUAUACAGUAUGUUGAAGGCUAGGCCAAACCUAGAACUAAAAACUGCAUCUUUCUAUCUGUUUUAUAUAUCAAACUCACUUCUGAAGCACUAGUCAGAUCGGAAACACUGGCACUUUUAAGGCUUGAAUUGCAAAAUUGAACAGUUUAGAACUUAGCAAAAUAUGAGGUGAUACUUCUGAUGUGACAACUUAGGGAAGCAUUGCUGUUGUUCUUACAAAUUAUUUCUUAGAGAAAUAUUUUAAUAGAUGUUUAUAUUUUUCAAAUCAAAUUUAUUUUUAUUAAAUGUACCACCCAGCAGAGGCAUUCUAUUUAACAAAGGUGUCUUUAUAUGUAUAGCAAGGAUGGAUCUUAAUUGUCUAAAGAGAAUGAUUUAUAUUUAACUCUUAUAAUGUAGACUGUGUUACUGUAUUCGCUUAUCUUCCUUUUACUUUAUUCUUUGGGGUUUUGUAAAAAAUUAUAAAGAAAAAUGAUUUUUUAAA